This is a messenger RNA of Phycodurus eques (leafy seadragon), 3040 nucleotides long. Its product is annotated as oocyte zinc finger protein XlCOF6.1-like. The transcript has 2 exons. The coding region runs from base 270 to 1439 and encodes 389 amino acids. The record is from RefSeq and is a predicted model, not a curated record. NCBI's taxonomy places the organism in Eukaryota, Metazoa, Chordata, Actinopteri, Syngnathiformes, Syngnathidae. Gene Ontology annotation, biological process: regulation of transcription by RNA polymerase II. Gene Ontology annotation, molecular function: RNA polymerase II cis-regulatory region sequence-specific DNA binding; DNA-binding transcription factor activity.
GUAAAUCCCUGAUGCUACAAAAUUCGCUUCGUCCUUUGAAGGGUGCCGAAGGCUCAUACAGGACGUCCAACAUGACUUUACUGGACUAAACAUCAAACCUCGAACCCAUUCUUUCGAACUUCGUGUCUGGUUAAAGUCGUCUCGGUGCACGUUGUAGCUUCUCGGCCUGGUUUAGCUUAGCUUGCUAGCCGUCAACAAAGAGACGCGUUUGUGAGCAACACAAGCAGAAAACAAGUGUGAAAGUAAAGUGUUGUGUUUAUCGUGUGAAAAUGUGUGCAAGAAGGACAGCGGAGUACGAGGAGGAACUUUGUGGAGCAGAAGACGAGAACGAGCCACAACGCCGACGACUCGAUGCUGUUUGCAAGAUGCAGCAUCGCGAUGCGCAACACAGAGAAGACAUCACUGAAGAUCUCCGGCAGGAGCCAGAGACACCUCCCGUUAAACAGGAAGAAGAGGUCCCCCACAUCAAAGAGGAAGAGGAGCCACAGCCCCCUGACAUUAAAAAAGAGGAAGAGGACCUCCACAUUGAGGAGGAAGAGCAGCCUCCCAACAUUAAAGAGGAAGAGGAGGAGGAGGCUAUCACCAAGUUUCCAUCAAUUGGUGUCCCUGUGAAAAGUGGAGCUGAAGGUCAAAGUGAGGAGAACAGAGGUGCAGAGCCUCUAACCAGCAGCAGCUCCAGUCAACAUAUGACAUCGGAAGAUGAUGGCGACCACUGUAGAGGAUCACAAGCAGACGGCCUCUUCGCUCCACUAUCAGAUAGUGACGACACGUCACACUCAUCUGACUAUGAUGAUUAUAAACGGUCUGAAGGUCAUAAGACAUGUUACACUGACAACAAGCAAUGGAAACCUUCUCAGUGUGGGAAAACGUCUUGUAAGGGCAAAUUGAAACAACACAUGAGAGUACACACUGGAGACAAACCUUUUGUCUGCUCAGUUUGUGGUCAAGGAUUCACUCGGAAGGGAGACUUAAAAAUACACACAAGAACCCACACGGGUGAGAAACCUUUUGCCUGCUCAGUUUGUGGUCAAAGUUUCACUCGGAAGGGAGACUUAAAAAUACACACAAGAACCCACACUGGUGAGAAACCUUUUACCUGCACAGUUUGUAGUAAACAAUUCUCUCAUAAGGGAAACUUAAGAAGUCACACAAGAACCCACACUGGAGAGAAGCCUUUUGCCUGCGCAGUUUGUGGCCAAAGAUUCUCUGAUAAGGGAAACUUGACAAAACACACAAGAACCCACACUGGUGAGAAACCAUUUUCCUGCUCAGUUUGUUGUCAAAGAUUCUCUGAAAAGGGAGACCUAAAAAGACACACAAGAACACACACUGGAGAGAAACCUUUUGCCUGCACCAUUUGUGGUCAAAGAUUCUCUCGUCGGUAUUGGGCGAAGACACACAAGUGUGCUGGUGAGAAUCGCAGUGAUCAAGAAGCUUAAAAUGUAAAUGUUUAAUAUCAAAGGUAUUUACUAUUAUACUCAUUUACAAAAAUGUACAUUCAUGUAUUCUAUGAAUUUAUUGGAACCCUCCAGUGGACAAGUGUUGAGAAUGAGCACUUGGGCAAAAAUAAUUGGAAGAUCAGAGGACAAAGAUUUAAAACAAAAUGCUUGAUAACGCUAGAGCUCAUUUAAAAAAGCACAUCUGCCAUUUCGAAGUGAUUAUAUAGCAGAUAUACAGCAGUUAAAUGGAUAAAUAGGAUGCACAGUGCGCCUUCCGGUCUUUUGUCUCUUUCCGGCGCUGUGACGUCACAUAAGCCAAACAUCGUGUUCAUUCGGCGGCGUUGUGUGCUAUUUUUCCAUGCUGUUGUUCCUUGUAUAUUUGUUGACGUAUGAUUUAGCGAUGUCACGAUGGUUCAUUGUGUGGCAUUUGGCUGUACAAAUGGUUCAGGCAGCGGCAAGAGUUUUUUUUUUUUGGGGCCUUCCAAGUGAAAAAGGAAUACGUGACCAGUGGAUAGGGAAAGCCAAUCGACAGGGGAAGAAACGUGCUCAGCUAUGGGUGCCGAGCAAACGUUCCAAGCUGUGCUGAUCACUUCGAAUCGCCGUGUUUUGAGAAAGACUUGGCAGAAAGCGUUGGAUGCAGGGGCUGAAACCGGCUACGGCCAUCGGGACCUCGACCGCCAGCCAGAGAACUAAAUCUCGCACCGUGGCGAUCGGCGCUUGAUCGUUUCCUUGGAUAUACCUACGACUCUAUUACUAUUACUAUGUACCGGGCAGCAGGAAAAAAAGAUCCACGCAGUAGUUUUCAGUACUGACGUCUGCACUUUUGCCCGUGCGACAAGCCAACAGACACACGGCAAAGACUUUUGUGUGCGGCGUGUUGUAACGCUACUCGAGCGAGGGGCGCACAAUCUAUAGCCUAACCCUGCAUCCUUUGUAAAAGCGUGUGCCGUGUCACUGAAACAUAUAUGAAUAUGUAAUAAUAGGUAUAGUCGUGCUCAAAAAUAUUGGCACCCCUGGGGUGGCAUUAUUUGCUUUUGACAUAGCGUCACACGGAGCCAGCGGCCGCUCUCUUUUUCUGUUGUCCAGCUGCUACUUGGCCGCUCGUCGUCGUCGCUGUCUGAUCGGCUCAAACGUACGCUUUGACGAUGCCGAGUUCAGUCGGGUGCUUCUGUACGUCGAAAUCCUCCUCCUCCACAUAUUCCGACACGUUGCUCAGCAUUGCGUAAAGUGUGGAGCGCUGUGUUUGGUCAUUGUAACGUCGCUCGCCCUUGCGAUGGAUAAAGUAACCACACGUCGGUGUCUUGAGCUUCGGGUACGUUCGGGGAGCUCUCAAUAUGCAUGUCAUAAAAACCUCAUUUUUAGCUCAACUAUGGUUGAAAACUGGCUGGAAGUUACGUGUAUGUAUUGCAUAACAUAUAAACAAUGCAAAUAUGAAUUUGAACUGACCCCAUAACAUCUUUGUCAUCUGACCUUUAAGCAACGCAUGCGUUUUGUCCAAUGUUUUUGUGAUUUCAGUAUCAAAUAAGUGAAUGAUUGAUUGAACUCAUCUGUGAAGAAAAGCUGUAAAGUGCACAUGUGAUCCUUGAUCAAAUAAACCUCUU